Molecule: messenger RNA, 846 nt
Organism: Sordaria macrospora k-hell
Lineage: Eukaryota; Fungi; Ascomycota; Sordariomycetes; Sordariales; Sordariaceae
Source: RefSeq, a predicted model, not a curated record
AUGGACCACCUUCCCUUUUUCCCUGGCUUCAGCAAUGAUCCAGAUGGCAGACAAGCACAGGAAUGGCUUGAGCUCAAAUCGGGGCUGCUCCGCGGUCCCCUUUUCUCCAUAAUCUCUACAGGACGCGGCGACGCCCGACCGAUUAUGAUGCCGUCUCUCAGCGCUCCACCGCUGCCACCACUGCCUAGUAUGGGUCAGGGCCAGGGUCAGGGUCAGGGUCAAGAAGACUACCGAACUUGGCAGUCAUUCCGCUCGGAGCCUCGCGAAGGCUCACCCGAUCCCGGUCCACUGCUGGAGUUCGAGGAUGUCUUCGACGGACACGACGUACAGUCGGGCGUGGAUCCCACUGAUGGAGGCUUCGUCAGGAGUCCCAAGAGGAUGCUGGGCAACCUUCCGGCAAAUAAUAUUUCCGAUAUCCGGAAAGACUACGAAGGUCAAGAGCAUGCACAUGCACAUGCCGCCAUGAAUGCCAACCGCAAACGAUCUCGAUCUCCUGUCGACGACGACCACGACGACCACGACCACGACCACGACCACGACCACGACCACGACCACGACCACGACCACGACCACGACCACGACCACGACGAUGACCACAGCGACCACGAGAGCUCUCACCCCAACGACAACGCGUCUAGAACCGCUAGCCCCGCUCCGGUAUCACACAAGCUCAGGAACCGGCCCGCCAGGCGUAGAGGUAUCAAGCGGAGAACCACCGUCCACGUCACCUACGACGACGGCGAAAGCCUCGGACCGACAACAGUCCACGUCAGUAGUACCGACGUGGAAUGUGUUUUUCGACGGUGCUGCGCCGGUUACGCUCCAAGGCGAUACUGCCACGAUUGA